Messenger RNA from Menidia menidia (Atlantic silverside), 1899 nucleotides. NCBI's taxonomy places the organism in Eukaryota, Metazoa, Chordata, Actinopteri, Atheriniformes, Atherinopsidae. The record is from the annotation of a GenBank genome assembly.
AUGCUCCGGUUUCGUAGCCCCAGCCUCCGCUCCUUGGACCAGGAGAUGCUCUGCACGAUCCGGUUACUGGACGACUCUGAGAUCUCCUGCAGCAUUCAGAGAGACACGAAAGGCCAGUUCCUUUUGGACCAUGUGUGUAAUCACUACAAUCUGUUGGAGAGAGACUACUUUGGCAUCCGAUAUGUUGAUCCUGAGAAACAAAGGCAUUGGCUGGAGCCCAAUAAGCCUGUAGUGAGGCAGAUGAAGGCUCAGCAUCCAUACACCAUGUGUUUCCGGGUCAAGUUUUAUCCCCACGAGCCAAUGAAAAUCAAGGAGGAGCUCACCAGGUAUCUGCUGUACCUCCAGCUGAAAAGAGACAUCUACCACGGCCGUCUUCUCUGUCCUUUUGCUGAGGCUGCAUAUCUGGGAGCCUGUAUUAUACAGGCUGAGCUCGGCAACUAUGAUCCAGAUGAGCACCCGUCAGACUAUAUCAGAGACUUCAAGUUGUUCCCCAAACAAUCCCUCAAACUGGAGAGGAAGAUUAUGGAAAUACACAAAAAUGAGCUCAGGGGUCAGUCUGCUGCAAUGGCAGAGUUGAACAUGCUCCAGAGGGCUCACAGCCUUGAAACAUAUGGAGUUGACCCUCACCCAUGCAAGGACUUUACAGGCUCUACGGCCUUUCUUGGGUUCACAGCCACAGGCUUUGUGGUGUUCCAGGGAAACAAGAGGAUUCAUCUCCUUAAAUGGGCUGAUGUCAGCAAGCUGAAGUUUGAAGGGAAAACCUUUUAUGUCAUCGGGAUCCAGAAAGAGAUCUCCUUCACAGGCAGGAUUCACUGUAACAGGAUGAAAAAACUGGUGUUGACAUUUCACACCUCGACCCCUGCUGCAUGUAAGCACCUAUGGAAGUGUGGGGUGGAGAAUCAGGCCUUUUACAAAUGUGCAAAAUCAAGUCAGAUAAAGACGGUUUCAAGCAGUAACAUCUUCUUCAAAGGAAGCAGGUUCAGAUACAGUGGGAGAGUGGCCAAGGAGGUGAUUGAAGCCAGCUCAAAGAUUCAGAGAGACCCACCAGAGGUACACAGGGCCCAGUUUGGUCAGAGUCGAAGUUUUAACUCCUUGAGCCAUAAAAAUCUCAUCAUGAACAUGGAGCCUUUGGUACCUGCACUGCCCUCCACCAACGAAUAUGAAGAGACAGCAGCAGACAGUGCUGUCGUUGCAGUGAGGGACCCUGUGCACUUGUCUCCUCUCAAACCUUCAGCGGCACACGCGGACACAGAGCAACAAAGUGCGGAAAAUGGAAACCCUUUGAGCAGCGAGCUGCAGCAUCCCCACGUUUCCACGGAAACAUCCAAUCUUCGACCUCAAACACCCCAAACUGAAGAUGGCUUGGAGGAAGAUGACCAGGCUGGUGGUGCUCUCACCAUUUCUGAGCUUUCUUACAGCCCCUGUGCCAGCAUGGUUCCAACCCCAGUGGAUGACAGUCAGGGAGGAGUGGAUCUCCUCUUCUCCUCGCCAGUCCAAAGUCCCGCCCGACUGCUGAGGGAACUCCACGCAGACCCAGACAUCCAGGCACAGCUGGAGGCCGAGCGGGAGCGAGAUCGCGCCUACGAACGCACCCGCCUGGCCUCCAGAAGCCUAAUGAGUGAUGUCCUGACCGGCAGCCUGCGCUUGCUGUCCUCCAAUGAGAGAGUCAAUGCCUGUGUGCUGAGCGUGGCCCGCUUUGUUGCUGUGGUCAUGGGUGUCCUGCUGGUCACCGUGCCCACCCUGCUGCUGCUGCUGGAGUCAGACAUCGACGUGUCAUUCCUUCAUGAGAUACGGCAAACGCCAGAGUUUGAGCAGUUCCACUUUGAAUAUUACUGCCCACUCCGGCGCUGGAUCCUUUGUAAGAUCAGCAUGGCUAUGGAGAACCUCUGGUCAGACUGA